Messenger RNA from Hibiscus syriacus, 930 nucleotides. Its product is annotated as protein RKD2-like. Gene Ontology annotation, molecular function: DNA-binding transcription factor activity. Bases 1 to 930 code for a protein of 309 amino acids. NCBI's taxonomy places the organism in Eukaryota, Viridiplantae, Streptophyta, Magnoliopsida, Malvales, Malvaceae. The transcript is spliced from 4 exons. The record is from RefSeq and is a predicted model, not a curated record.
AUGGGAAGUCACUGCUCCUUUAAUGUAAGCCUGCCUGAGUCUGAUAAUCAUCUUCAAGUGGCUAAACGAGGAGAAUCUUCGUCACUUUUCCCUCCCCAUCUUCCAAUUGAUUCAAGUGCAAGUGUGUUUUAUAAUUCCUUGGAUUGGAAGCAAAGCAACUUUGAUGAGUUUCCUAUCCAAGAGAGCUUUGAAGAUGCUGGUGUUCCAUUGAUGAACAGCUUCUCUUUAUACUCUCCUUUGGAUAUUCAACAAAGUCCAACUCAAGACGAUCAGCUUCUUGGAUAUGAUAAUGGAAAUGGAUUUUGGAAUGAAGUAGGAGCACUGUUUGAACCCAAAAAUCAAAGGGUUUUGAAGGUUAACAAUGGAGAAGAAGGAUUAAUAAAUGAAAACAAAGCUAAAAGGGAAAAGAAGUGCAACCCUAAUGCUAAAAUGCUGUCAAAGGAUGUUAUCUCCCAAUACUUUUACAUGCCUAUAACUCAAGCAGCGAAAGAACUCAACUUAGGGCUGACAUUGUUGAAGAAAAGGUGUCGGGAACUCGGAAUCCGCCGAUGGCCGCACCGGAAACUUAUGAGCCUCAAAACCCUAAUCAACAACAUCCAGGUGUUGCAGACGGAGGGAGGGGAGGGGAGCGAAAGGAAGCUGAGGCAGGCGAUGGAGGUUUUGUCGAAGGAGAAGAAGAUGUUGGAAUCGAUGCCGGACAUGGAGUUGGAUGACAAGACCAAGCGGCUUAGACAAGCGUGUUUCAAGGCCAAUUACAAGAAAAGGAAGCUGAUGAUGGAGCAGCGGUCGCCGCGGCCAUUAGUGUCAUCUUCUAGUACUACUGUUAGUAGCCAAGCUUAUGACAUGCGAAAUGAAGAAGAAGAAUAUGAUGAUGAUGAAAUGAAAGCUCUUUUAUCUGACUUUUUUUCAUCGACCAACAUCAUGAUAUAA